Molecule: messenger RNA, 4693 nt
Organism: Acipenser ruthenus (sterlet)
Lineage: Eukaryota; Metazoa; Chordata; Actinopteri; Acipenseriformes; Acipenseridae
Product: fibronectin type III domain-containing protein 5-like
Exons: 6
Coding region: 503-1114 (203 amino acids)
Molecular function (GO): protein binding
Source: RefSeq, a predicted model, not a curated record
GAUCUGCACGUCUGUCAGUGUGAGCACGUUUCACUCUGCAGUAUCUUAGCUCUCCAGAGCAGUUCCCGAAAUAGGCUUCGGCACAGCUGUGUCUACCUUGAGACGGGGUAGCGACUAGAAAUAGCGUCGGGGAUCUCUUAACCUGGUGGAUUUAAACAGGAUUGCGGUGUCUGCUCUCCGUGUGGUACCACCGUUUUCUCAAACCUGACCGUUUACCGGAUUAAUGUCGAUCGCAUUAAAUCAAAUAGACUGUGCAUCCGGCGGACGCCGCGCUAUAGAACUGUCCAAGGUGCUGAAAUGCUAAAACCGCCGGUUUCUGCGGCAGACAGUUCUGACUGGUGUACUGUGUUGCUGUUUUAAAAUACAAAGCAGAUAGACGGGGCAUGGACAAUCGAACUGGAAUGUAAAAUACAUUAUUACAUAAAUGCACUAAUAAAUAAAUAUAUCUCGGAGUAAAUGGGAUUUCACGUUUUUGAAGCAGCAUGUAAAAAUUGUCUCAAGAAUGGAGCAUUUUUCUUUGUCGGCUGUGCUUCUAAUUCUCAGCUGUGGUAGUGUUUGCUUGGUGGAAGCGGACAGCCCGACAGCUCCCGUCAAUGUCACGAUCAAACAUCUGAAGGCGAACUCUGCCGAGGUGUCAUGGGACACCCUGGACGCGGACAUUGUCAUCGGCUUCGCAAUCUCACAGCAGAAGAAGGACAUGCUGCGCUUCAUUCAGGAGUUGAACACCACCACACGGUCCUGCACUCUGUGGGAUCUGGAGCAGGACACUGAGUACCUCGUCCAUGUCCAGUCCAUCAGUCUGAGUGGGACCAGCCCGGCCAGCGACCCCGUGCUCUUCAGGACGCUGAAAGAAGCAGAGAAGCAACAAUCCAAGAGCAAAGAUGAAGUGACGAUGCUGGAGGUUGGAAACAGCACACAGCUGCGAGCGGGAGAAAUGAUUAUCAUCGUAGUGGUUUUAAUCAUGUGGGCAGGUGUGAUUGUCCUGUUCUGCAGGCAAUAUGACAUCAUCAAAGACAAUGAACCAAACAACAACAAGGAUAAAGCCAAGAACUCAGAGUCCGAGUGCAGCACACCAGAGCAUCCGACUGGGGGGCUGCUGAGGAGCAAGGUAUAGGCUACCCCACGCUUCAGGGCAGUUCCCUUAAAACAACAAGCCAUCCGUGAACAUCAUCAAAGCCUAACAAGAAGGUGUUUGCCCAGCAGGCACAGCCUAGUACAAAAUGCCUUGAAGCAGCAGCAGCAAAACAGAGACAGAGAAGCUUCGCCCUGGGAAUUGCCCUGUCCAGAAGUUUACAAGAGAAGGAAGCAGCAGGAAGGGUGUAGCGGGUGGAGCAGAGACGUCUACAUUGGUGUGACCCCUUAAUAGUUUUAAUUAAGUCCCGCUUUAAUCAAGAGGAAAUCAAAAGCCUACAUGAACAUACUCGCAUUCAGUACACCUCAUAGUGUGUGGAACAAAAACUGACAAAAUUCAUCGUUAGCGUUGCUAUUCAAAACACUGUACUUGAUUAUUUAUUGUCUAAUUCUAACAGUAUCAUGAUUGCUAAGCUCCAGACAAGCAAGGGAUUCUGAGAAGACCACUUAACAAGUCUGCUUCUGAUGCUUAUGAAGAGAACAAAGCCUCUUAACAAGUCUGCUUCUGAUUGGUUCUUGAUGCUUGCGAAGAGGACAUUUUCUGGACGCCUAGUUAAUCGAUAGCAACCGCAGCUGUCAGGACCUUCAGGGUACUAACACAGUUUGAGAAAACCUGCUUUCACUUGGGCUUGCUUUUAAUAUCCUACAGGACUCUCACAUUUUGUUAUAAGCAUUAUUAAUCAGUGUUUUUGUGGGGUUUUUUUUUUAUUGCAUUUCAAAGAAAUCUUUCAAGUAUUUGUCAGUAUGUUUUUUUUUAUCUGUAAAAAAAAAAUGAAAAAAACUCUCCAGCACUUGAGUUAAUUCUCUUGAAAAGCACAGACAUUGACAGUAUUUGCCGCCUGUUAUCCUUAAACCUCAUUGAUAUUACUAUUAUUAAUAUUACUAUUUUAAAAAAAGAUGCCUGAUGGUUUGAUGAAAAUCUUGAUUUUAAAAAUCCUGGAUGAUCAUUUGCGAUCUCUCGUCAUCAUUUUUGAACAGCGAUUAGCUAAAUAUUACAACAAGGUGCCUUGAUUUUUCAGGCAUCUAGGUUCUACUCUUCUGUCUUUAAACAGGUUGAGAUUCGUAAUACUGGUAACAUGAGUAAGUCUGCUUUAUUUGGCCUCAGCACACUGCACUCAGGUGUCUGCUGGCCACUGUUUUCUUUGAGGUUUCCUCUGGAGAAACCUGUACAUUUGAUUUCACUUCUUCUAAGACAGAAUAAAAAGACUUUGCUGUUCUACAUGUCUGCAAUAAGCGGUAAUUUCUGCAGGAAUUCUGAGAAUAGGUUUUACCCAAUAUACAGUAACCCUCAGGCUAAUGACCUAAAAAAAAAAAAAAAAAAAACUAAAUGCACAGGACUUAGCUACAUAAUCCCCCUUUCGAUUUUUCACAACACUUGUUUUUGAUUAUUAUUCCUCGUAUGGCUUUGUACUUCUGUUUUCACUAUCUUAAAGUCCUACUCUGCUGUGCUGACAUUCUUUGGUCGUGAUUAUUUAUUAUUAUUAUUUAUUUCUUAGCAGACGCCCUUAUCCAGGGCGACUUACAAUUGUUACAAGAUAUCACAUUAUACAUUAUUUCACAUUAUACAGAUAUCACAUUAUUUUUACAUACAAUUACCCAUUUAUACAGUUGGGUUUUUACUGGAGCAAUCUAGGUAAAGUACCUUGCUCAAGGGUACAACAGCAGUGUCCCCCACUGGGGAUUGAACCCACAACCCUCCGGUCAAGAGUCCAGAGCCCUAACCACUACUCCACACAGUUUUGGAAUGACUCGUGACCUUGUUGGAAGACGAUCAGUGGCACUGCACUGGCAUUAAGCCUCCAGCUCAUGAGAACUGGGGAAUUUGUCUCUGCUGUUAUAGUGCACUGCUGUUUGGUUCUUUUUUUAAUCACUAACAAUCGGCCUUGGACAAUGAUAGGCAGCUGCUAAUGGUUAUGUUCUAGGUUAGAGGCUUGCGUAAGCAGGAGUACAUGCAGCCGCUCAGUUUUCUUCUCUGUGAAGAGUUUCAGAAGGGCAGGACAUUUAUAAAAACUAACAGAUCACAUAUGGGCAGAAUGCUGCUGACAGGAGUUUGAGAACAGAUGCUUGAAUCAAUCAAAUUUGAUUAUUGCAAAUGUUCCUGUUUCUUUCAGUGCGUCCUCGUCAACCCCCGUGAUAUGACCCCCCAUGAUAUGACCCCCCCAUGCAAAGCUUUUACAAUAAAAUAAAACAGUUCACGUCAAGGUACAAGGUCCUAAUUUCAGAAAAAGUAAACAUGAACAUUUGUGCAUUUCUAAUAACAAAUGCUUUUUCCCCCUUUUACCAUCAUAAAAUAAAUGAAUGUAAUUUUCAUGCUUCUUGAAACGAAUAAAACAAAGUAGUUUUCCAAACUGAGACACAGUGCGGAGCUGCUCUGUGUCAUGAAUAGCACGAGUCGAUGGGAAUGGCUUGUGAUUUGCUUGCUGAUGUUUUAUGACAGGCAGUUAGGAAAGCCUGACAGGAGCGAGGACUUGCUUCAGACACAUUACCUGAAUCAAGUUUCGGAAAAAUGGCUUUUGAAACUGGUCAAAUGAAUAGCAAUAAGUAUAAUGGAUACACUUCCGAAGCACAAUUAGACUGUACUGUACACAUUGAUUUAUCCCUUUCUAAUGGAUACCAAAAUGUGUAUCUACUAGAAUCAGUACUGUAAAGCCAUACUGAUGCAAUACUGAAUACUGUAUAGACCGGCUGGCCUGUGCUGCAUGUAUGUCUGCAACACAAGCCCAAUUACCUUGAUAUUUAUGGAUGUUUGUAUAAAAAUAUCAAAACAUAUGCAAUUACUGUAAAUUGAAUAUAUACAUGGCACACGAAUAGGUACAGCACACGUCAGUUAGGUAUUUUCUAAUCGCGAUUCAGUAUUUAGUAUUACUUGUACUUGUCAGUUCAAUCAGGGCAGCUCCUCACUUCCAAGGCAGACAAAAACAAAGAAUACAAAUCGCCCCGAAGUCAUUAUCAUGGUCAAAAAGACAUGCAAUUACCGCUUCACAGUGCUUCUAUUGCGUAGCAGCUUGAUCCAUUCCAGGUUUCACUGAGAUCUCGGGAAUACCACGGCUAACGAAAGGAUCGCGCAAUUAGAUUGCGUGCGCGAUCCUCUAUUGGCCCUGGAUAGGAGAUCAGGUGUUGCGACUUCAGUUUAGGAAAAUGGGCUGGAGGUAAGGCAGUUUUUCUUUUGCUGCAAUCUCUAAUCAAUCUUUUUUUUUCUUUUUUUUUUUCUUUUUUUUUACAUUCUCAGCAUUUAAUUCUUGCUCCCAGAAAACACAUUGGCCAGAACCUUAAAAUGCAAAGUUGCAGUAAAAACAACAAAAGCAAGCAUAUUGACAUGUUAACUUGUUAUGACAGCAGGUGUUGUGUGAAGAAGCAUGGAUAAUAUAAAGGUAUUCAUUAUGUAAAGUAUGCUGUUCAUAUUGCUCUGUAUGUAAUGUAUAAUACCAACUGCUUUACAAAGAGGGCUAGCAUGGUUCAGCUAAUAUGCACAAAUGAGAUUACACACUUUCUAUUAAGGACUGUAUAUAAACCUGAUAAUGUAUUAAAUGUAAAUCAAAUAAAGUUAUCUAAUAUUUUCAAA